This is a messenger RNA of Nakaseomyces glabratus, 1980 nucleotides long. RefSeq names its product lysophospholipase family protein (gene PLB1). Gene Ontology annotation, molecular function: A2-type glycerophospholipase activity. The record is from RefSeq and is a predicted model, not a curated record. Gene Ontology annotation, cellular component: plasma membrane; extracellular region; cytosol. NCBI's taxonomy places the organism in Eukaryota, Fungi, Ascomycota, Saccharomycetes, Saccharomycetales, Saccharomycetaceae. Gene Ontology annotation, biological process: glycerophospholipid catabolic process.
AUGCAGUUGCAAGACUUGGUAGUUACUGUUUCCUUGCUCGCAGCCUUCAAUGGAGGUGUUGAAGCUUGGUCCCCAACCAACAGUUAUGUGCCGGCAAAUGUUACAUGCCCAAAUGAUAUAAAUUUAUUAAGAAAUGCUACUGGUCUUUCUCAAUCAGAAAUUGAUUGGUUGAAAAAGAGAGAUGUGAACACUAGAGAAGCUCUAGAAAGUUUCUUGAAGCGUGUAACUAGUAAUUUCACAUCAAACUCUUCCGCUUCCAACCUAAUAGAUCAAUUAUUUAGCACUAAUUCAUCCAACAUACCAAAAAUUGGUAUUGCGGCUUCUGGUGGUGGUUAUCGUGCCAUGUUGUCCGGCGCUGGUAUGGUUUCAGCUAUGGACAACAGAACUGAUGGUGCUAAUGAGCACGGUCUAGGUGGCUUAUUACAAGCUGCCACAUAUCUGGCAGGUCUAUCCGGUGGUAAUUGGUUAACUACAACCCUAUCAUGGAAUAAUUGGACCUCAGUUCAGGACAUUGUCGACUCUCAAGAUAACGACAGUGCUAUCUGGGAUAUCUCACACUCCAUUGUCUCACCAGGUGGUAUCAAUAUUUUCAAGACCGGUUCAAGAUGGGACCACAUCUCUGAUGCUGUCGAAGAUAAGCAGAAGGCUGGGUUCAACGUCUCAUUAGCUGAUGUUUGGGGCCGUGCUCUUUCAUACCAAUUCUUCCCAACCUUGUACCGUGGUGGUGUAGCUUAUUUGUGGUCUGAUCUAAGAGAGUCUGAUGUAUUCAAAAACGCUGAAAUGCCUAUGCCAAUCUCAGUUGCUGACGGUAGAUAUCCAGGUACAGCAGUCAUAGAUCUUAACUCUACCGUUUUUGAGUAUAGUCCUUUCGAAUUGGGCUCUUGGGAUCCUUCAUUGAGCGCUUUUACUGAUGUUCAGUAUCUAGGGACCAAAGUUUCUGAUGGUAAACCUGCUGAAGAAGGUAAAUGUAUUGCAGGCUUUGAUAACGUAGGCUUCUUGAUGGGUACAUCCUCUACUUUGUUCAACCAGUUUUUAUUGAGAAUCAAUGAUACUAGCAUUCCAAAGUUUAUUCGUAACUUAGCCACACAUUUCUUAAAGGAUCUAUCAGAAGACUACGAUGAUAUUGCCGUCUAUGCACCAAACCCUUUCAGAGACGCAGAUUAUGUUAACAACAAUAGAUCGAAGAGUCUGUCUGAAUCUGAAUAUCUAUUUUUGGUUGAUGGUGGUGAAGAUGGUCAGAACGUGCCACUAGUCCCAUUAAUUCAGCAAGAACGUGAUUUAGACAUCGUUUUUGCAUUGGAUAACUCAGCAGAUACAGAGGAGAAUUGGCCAGAUGGUGCAUCCUUGAUGCACACUUACAGACGUCAAUUUGGUUUCCAAGGACAAGGUGUUACGUUCCCAUCUGUUCCAGGUACAGAUACAUUUGUUAACCUGGGUUUGAACAAGAAACCAACAUUUUUCGGUUGUGAUGCUCGUAACAUGACUGAUUUGGAAUAUAUUCCUCCUUUAAUUGUCUAUAUUCCAAAUUCUAGACAUUCUUACAAUGGUAACACAUCUACCUUCAAGCUUUCCUAUUCCGAAAAAGAGCGUUUGGGUGUUAUCCGUAAUGGUUUCGAAGCUGCUACUAUGAAUAACCUGACUGCAGACAGCAACUUUGCUGGCUGCAUCGGUUGUGCAAUCAUGAGACGUAAGCAACAAGCUUUGAACUUGACUUUACCAAAGGAAUGUGAGACUUGUUUCACUAACUACUGUUGGAACGGUACUAUCGACAACACCCCUGCUAAAGGCGUUACUGCAUCAAACGAUUUUGACAAUGCUUCUGGAUCUGCUGCAGCUGAUAUGGCUGAGCAAGAUGCCAGUGGAGCUGCAUCGGCAUCUUCCAGUUCCAGAAAAAAGAAUGCCGCUGUUAGUGUUGAUGUAAAUGCCAAGACAUUAUUCGCAAUUAUAACUGCAAUGACUGCUGUUUUCCAAUUGAUCUAA